This is a messenger RNA of Phoenix dactylifera (date palm), 2973 nucleotides long. NCBI's taxonomy places the organism in Eukaryota, Viridiplantae, Streptophyta, Magnoliopsida, Arecales, Arecaceae. The record is from RefSeq and is a predicted model, not a curated record.
AUGUGUUCCUGUCCAAUAUUAAUGGAAGAGUGAGAUGAACUACAGGCAAAAGAGACACCUACGCUCCUCUCUCCUCUUCCAUACGUUUCACCCAUCUCUCCAAACCCUGGACUUAAGCACUAACCCAUGGCACCCUCUAAAAGACUAAAACAUAAACCCUGCCAACUCUCGAAACCUAUAGAUCCCGCCGGCCUCCUCUACCAAAUACGAACUCUCCACUUCCAUUAAUGGCGGGACGUUCAGAGAGAGGAGAUUCCAGCUCUCAACUCCUUCAAGAACUCGAGACCCUGAGCCAAUCCCUUCACCAAUCGCAGGCUAGCCGCCGCCGGCGUACUACCUCCCUUGUUCUUCCUCGCUCUGCUUACUCCGCGACUGCGCCUGUGGAUGGCCCCGGGAUCACUGAGGGAAUUGCUCGAUCGGACCGGUACAGCCGCUCCUCUCGAUACGCCUCCCUGUCCCCCUGGAGAUCCCGCCCUAAACCUCAAACUGAAGCGGGCGGCGCCAUAGAUGCUGAUGACCAGCACCACCACCCUCCAUCCAAGUUUGAGCAUAAGUCGAGGCCUGGUGAUGGGGGGAGGAAGGGGAUAUGGAAUUGGAAGCCCUUACGAGCCCUGUCGCAUAUCGGGAUGCAGCGCUUGGCGUGCCUCUUCUCCGUUGAGGUCAUCGCUGUCCAUGGCCUCCCGGCAUCCCUGAAUGGCCUCCGCCUCUCGAUUUCCGUCCGCAAGAAGGAGGCCAAGGAUGGUGCAGUGCAGACGAUGCCCUCGCCGGUGCUUCAGGGCUCCGCCGACUUUGAUGAGACUCUGUUCGUCAAAUGCCAUCUAUACUGCAGCGGCGGAGUGGGCACGGGGAAGCCACUCAAGUUUGAGCCCCGCCCGUUCCUCAUCUCGAUGCUGGCUAUCGAUGCUCCAGAGCUGGAUUUUGGGAGGAACAUGGUCGACUUAAGCUUAAUGGUUCUGGACUCCAUUGAAAAGAGCUUGGAAGGGGUUCGGGUGCGGCAGUGGGAUACAAGCUUCAAGCUCUCUGGGAAGGCGAAAGGAGGAAAAUUGGCUCUCAGGUUGGGAUUUCAGAUGAUGGAAGAUGGAGGAGUCGGGAUCUACAGCCAGGCUGAGGCAGUGAGAUCAAACAAGGGAAAGGAUUCCUCUUACUCUGUUGCUCGGAAGCAAACAAGGUCUUCUUUCAGUGUCAUAAGCCCGAGGGCAACAAGAUCAGCAAAAGAUUUGAAAGGACUCAACGAGACUCGUCCUCCGACUUCUAUCCACAAGUCGGAGCCAGAGUCGACGAUGCAAGAUCUUGACCUCCCGGAGUUUGAAGUCAUUGAUAUGGGGAUUCAAAUUCAGGGAGAAAGAGCAGAGCGAGAUGAAGUGAAGUCAAAGGACGCCGCAGAAGCGACAUCAGCUUCGAGCGAGGUGGUGAAAGAGGUAAUGCAUGACCGGGAUCGCCAGGUUAGCUUAACGGAGCUUGAUUCGAUUUCUCGACAGAUCAAGGCCAUCGAGUCGAUGAUGACUGGAGAUGGAAUCAAUCCCCUGAACAUGGCGCGAGGACACGAAACGCAGCAGUUGGAUCACGGAGAGGAGACUGUGACAAGAGAGUUCCUCCAAAUGCUUGAGUUGGAAGAUGAUGAUGAUGAUGAUGAUGAGCAUAAAUAUAUCAAACCAGAGCAUGUUGCUUCACUGAAGUCGGAAGCAGCUCAAGGUACUGGUGAUGAAGCAAAGGUAUUGCUUUCAGAUCUUGGAAAGAGUCUGGGUCCAGUGGUUCAGACGAAGGAUGGAGGCUAUUUAGUAUCCACGAAUCCUUUCAAUGUGGCAGUAGAAAGAAAAGAGAUUCCAAAGCUUGUGAUGCAGGUUUCAAGACCACACAUCCUCCAGUAUCAGAAAUUGGGCAGCGGGUUUGAAGUGUUUCAGAGACUAGCUUCCAUGGAUCUGGAAGAUUUGAGUUGCAAACUUUUCUCGCUGACUGCGAUGGAUGAACUGAGAGGCAAAUCAGCCGAGCAAAUAGCAUUCGAAGGGAUCGCAUCGGCCAUCAUAAGCGGCAGGAACAAAGAAGGUGCAAGCUCCAGCGCAGCUAAAUUGAUAGCAGCUGUUAAGAAGAUGGCAACAGCAAUGAGUGAAGGCAGAAAGGAGAGGAUGUCCACAGGAAUUUGGUUUGUGAAAGAGGAUCCAGUAACCAUGGAGGAAAUAUUAGCCUUCUCACUGCAGAAAAUGGAGGCUAUGUCAGUGGAGGCUCUCAAAGUCCAGGCUGACAUGGCUGAAGAAGAAGCUCCCUUUGAAUUCUCCCCACAUCUGGGAAAAGAUGAUCCGAACCACGAUAACCUCUUGGAUUCAGCCAUUUCACCUGAGAAUUGGGAAAAAGAUUGCAGUUCAGACACUACCAUGACAAUGUUAGCGAUCAUUCAGCUGAGGAAUCCAUUAAGGAGCUUAGAAGCAGUGGGUGCUCCAAUGAUGGUUGUGGUGCAGGCAGAGAGAGUGGAGAAAGAAGGAGAAGAUGAAGGUUGCAGGUUUAAAGUGACAAGUCUCCAUCUUGGGGCUCUGAAGUUGCGGUCAGGAGGGAUGAGGAGUGUUUGGGAUGGGGAGAAGCAGAAGCUGACUGCAAAACAAUGGUUAGUGGCUUAUGGGCUUGGAAACGCAGGUAGGAAAACCAAAACUGUGCCAACGAAAAGAACACAGGAUUUGCUAUGGAGCUUAUCCUCGCGAGUCAUGGCGGAUAUGUGGCUCAAGCCUAUGCGGAACCCGGAUGUGAAGAUCAAAACCAAUGGUAAAUGAGCUGACCAUAAAUUGUUAGUAUUCUGCAAGUAAAAAAAUAUUCACUUUCUUGGAUUCAGCCUUGUGAGUCAUUGUGGGACUGUAGUACUAGGAAAUAGGAUAUAGAAGUGAUGUAUAAUGAAGAAUUACUGAUGAAAUAUGGGGACUUGAGCUUAUGAUGACAUUUUCCUUCCAUUGAUUUAAUAAGAAGAUUGAUUUUUCAGUGAUCUAUAUA